GACCGAUAAUAGAACAGAGGAGUUAGGAGAUAAAGGAUCCACUGUGGCGAUGGCUAACGUGUUCCACGCCCACCAGUCUUGCUUAAUCUUCGCUCUCCAUCCGCCAAUCUCUACCGUCCGUUUCAAGACGCAAUCUUUCAACUUUCCGCAAUCAACUGCUCCGGGUAGCCUCCGUACGAACCUCUCUGUGCGCCAGAGGAGCGUGAAGUGUAUGGCGAACCCGAGAAGAGUGAAGAUGGUGGCUAAACAGAUAAUGAGGGAGCUCUCCGACAUGCUUCUCACAGACACUGUAUUGCAACACGCCGUGUUGCCUGAAGCUGCACUUGGAGCCGACCGCUACCUCUCUUCUCUCACCACCAUCAGUGAUGUCGAAGUCUCCAAUGAUUUGCAGAUUGUGAAAGUAUAUGUAUCGGUGUUUGGAGAUGAUAGAGGGAAAGACGUUGCAAUAGCGGGGUUGAAAUCGAAAGCUAAGUACGUUAGGAGUGAGCUUGGGAAGCGAAUGAAGUUGAGAUUGACGCCUGAGGUUAGAUUCAUUGAGGAUGAAUCCAUGGAAAGAGGAAGCAGGGUAAUCGCGAUACUAGACAAAAUAAAAGCUGAGAAAGGAAGCGAAGGAGAGCCAGAGAUAUCUGAUUCACCAGAGGAUGAUCAAGAUUGGGGAGUAGAUGACCCCGACGAAGACAUCAUCUAUGUAAAGUAAAAGGUCUGAAACAGUUUUAGCAAACCGAGCCCGAGUGAGUUUACUAAGAGUUUCCCCUCGAGAAGAGUAUAAGGAAGAAGUUGAUGACCCGGAUUGAGAACUAGAGAAGAUGAAUACGGAUAUAUAUAAACUCACAUGGCUCCUUCCUCAGUGUGGGAUCCUGAAAGCUUCUCCAAUGAAAUGUUUUCUUUUGCAUUUUUGGAUGAAUCAGUGUAACAAUGUCUUUGUUGUUUUGCUAGUAGAAGAAGUAAACCGAUUUGAAAUUUGUGUUCCUCCAUCAAAUUGAAAAUGCAAAACUAAAACAAUUGUUUAGCUUUGAUUAAAGGCUGACAUAUUAGAAAGUGG
Messenger RNA from Eruca vesicaria subsp. sativa (arugula), 1042 nucleotides. NCBI's taxonomy places the organism in Eukaryota, Viridiplantae, Streptophyta, Magnoliopsida, Brassicales, Brassicaceae. The record is from the annotation of a GenBank genome assembly.